This is a messenger RNA of Achroia grisella, 2531 nucleotides long. RefSeq lists its product as uncharacterized. The transcript has 7 exons. Bases 1 to 2016 code for a protein of 671 amino acids. The record is from RefSeq and is a predicted model, not a curated record. NCBI's taxonomy places the organism in Eukaryota, Metazoa, Arthropoda, Insecta, Lepidoptera, Pyralidae.
AUGUUUCAGUUUCAGAUUCUCUACCUCACAAUAUGCUCGCUAACUCAAGCAGCGUACAUCAGUCGUAUGGCAAAUGUAAACAGGAUCCGAGGGCCUGUGCCGUUCAGGCCAGGAGUAACACUGUCCAGACCGUGGACACAUCCUCGGCUCGUUCAGGCAGCUUCACACCGAGUGCCCUAUGUGAUUUAUAGAAAUCCACCGCAUAGAUAUGCAGUAAAGCACUACCAGUCUGUUCCCCGCAAGGUAUUCACCGGAAGCCCAUGGAAGACUACGGCGAAAUUGCCUCCGAUAACGCCCGUGACGCCGGAGUACGAGUUCAUAAGAGCCGCCUCCGCCACCCCAUCGCUGCGAACUGAUGAUGGUGCUAUUCACACCAUACCAGCACCGAACCUCAGCUUGUCGGAGAAGCCCAUCGUGGUCAUCGACGCUACUGAAAGUCUGGUCCACCCUAAAUCACACAUUACAGAUCAGUCUAAAUCCGUGUACGAAGUUACAGAAAAACCUGCUGAACCUAUGUACCAAAUCAGUCCAAAAAUUGAAUUUCCCGUUGGAUUUUCAAAAGCAACGUCAUUAACGCAACCAGAAAUUCAAUCCCUGGUGAGAAAUGGUGUUGCACUACAAUUUGCAUCAGAUUAUGGUCUAUCUGCAAUCGCUCUACCACAGCCUCCUAUACCUCAGUCUCCGGUACCAAUACCUCAUCAGUUUACAAUGCAGGGAUUCAACGGUAUCCCAACGCAAGAUAUUACCAACAGUGGUGCAGAUGGAAUUGUAAUUCAAUCACCACAAGUGGUGUACCAACCAGAUCCAAUAUUCUUGCAGAAAUUACAAGGCCAACUAAUGCAAAGAUUCCCGUCUGUGGAGUUUAUACCAUAUGCUGCGGAUCCUCCACAAUCUUCAAUCCCAUUACAAAUACAGACUCAAACUCCAUCGCCGCUUUAUUUAUUAGAACACGAAGAAAUAACUAAGCAGACUCCAACGUCAUUUGAACCGCCCAAACAUGUUGUACAAAGAGAAACACCAGAGAGUACGAUAGUAACUUUAGUUCCUCAAAAACUAAUAGUGAAUAACGUUACAGAAAAUCAAAUCGAAGUUGUAUCAGUAACUGAACCCCAAAAUGUAACUGUUGAAAUGUUAACGGCUGAAUCACAGCCCGGAACUACUACAAUUAAAUACGUCAUUGAAACAAAGGAACCACAAGCAGUGCAAAAUGCUACACCUAUAUAUUACGCUCAAAUAGGACAAAGUGUCGGAGACACUAUAGCUAAAGGAUUUUACUCAGCAAUUAACGACGUAAGAGCAGCCGCUGCUUUAGUACAAGUGGAAAAACCACAGGAACAAACGACAAAAAUAGAGAACAUGACUGCAACGACUAUUAAUCCAGAUUUAAAAGCUUACUUUGUACAAAAAUCGGAAAACCAAAGCAAUGAAACCGAAGUGAAGCCACUCUUGGGUGUUCCAUUUACAAAAACAGCAGAUUCUGUUAAUAUUGCUUAUACUUUGUUGAGGGCAAGUGACAAAGUGCCAAAAGUGACACAGGAAGGAGCUGUUUAUGCUGGACAAAUAGUAGAAGCUACCAUAAGUGAAGAUCAUGAUUUCAAUAAACAAAAGAAUAGUCUUAUUGCAAAAAGAGCACCGUUACGUCUCAUGGCAGUGGAAGAAAAUAAAAACGCGUCAAUGACUGCAAUCACUCCGCAAAAGUUUACUGUUGUUAAAGCUAAAAUACCUCCAAAAAGCAAACUGACUUUUGAUGAUAAAACUGGUGAACCAGUUCUGAGAAUAUACGCCAGUUAUAUGAAUAAUCCCUUGCAGAAAGAAAUAAUAACAUCUAAAUUGGCCAACAUUAAAAAUGUGAAAGAAAUUUUAUCGAAAAAACAAGACAGCGUCACUGAUUGGAAAGGAGCCACGAUUAAGGCGUUAGAUGAUGCUCAAGACCCUAACCACGUUACUCAUUUUGGACUCAAACUUAGGUCUAGGAGUGACGAUUACAUACCACUUUUUGAAGAAUAUGAAGAGUAGUUAUAGAUUAUUGUAAUUUCUACUUGUUUGAAUACAUCUAAAUAUCGUAAAAUAUUCACUUUACUCAUCAGAUUACAGAAUCUAUUGAUUGAAAACAGGGUAACUGUACAGGGUUAUGUGUAGGUACUUUUAAAAAUAUAUUCCUGAAGACAAAAUUGUUACAGAGAAGUUAUUUUUAAAAAUUAAUGUUUCUCUGUCUAUAGAUUCUUUCUCUAUCAUUUUUUUAAUACUAGCUGAUAGAUUGUUAAUUGAGGAAGAGUCCAUAGAAACAACGUAAAUACACGGAUCUCAAUAACGUUACACAUUUUGUUACAAAAUACAGGCUUUAUAGGAUUCUAAUUUGGAUGAAAUAUAUGUUGUUUAUUUAACUUUUUCAUGCCACUAUUGUCUGAUGGUAAGUUAUUAACCUAGAGUAGGUUUGAGGUUUUUGAUACCUUCUUGUUGUAAAUAAUUUUGUUAAUUUUAUAAAAUUAGAAUUAUUAUAGUGCAUUUAGCAGUUUAGUACGUUAUUAAAA